This is a messenger RNA of Limulus polyphemus (Atlantic horseshoe crab), 4910 nucleotides long. Its product is annotated as adenylate cyclase type 3-like. The record is from RefSeq and is a predicted model, not a curated record. Gene Ontology annotation, molecular function: adenylate cyclase activity. Gene Ontology annotation, cellular component: plasma membrane. Gene Ontology annotation, biological process: adenylate cyclase-activating G protein-coupled receptor signaling pathway; intracellular signal transduction; cAMP biosynthetic process. Lineage: Eukaryota; Metazoa; Arthropoda; Merostomata; Xiphosura; Limulidae. Bases 75 to 3596 code for a protein of 1173 amino acids. The transcript has 20 exons.
AGUAUUUCCUGAUAGUUCAUGCGUAACCUAAUGUGACAGCGAUUCUUCACAGUUCUAUCAGAAACGAAUUUAGAAUGUCGGUGAAAGAAAACGAGCAGAGUUCUCCGGAUUUAAACCGUGAGUGCGAGUUUGGAGAAAAAUUAUUCCCAACAAAAGCUUUCGAUCAGGAGUAUGAAACUAAACGACCUUCGGGAGAAUUUCCAGAAAACAGUUCACUUAUAAAAGAAAAUGGCAUUGCAGGUGGUGGAGAAGCAAAAGAAUCAAACCUGUCUACGCAAGAAAAGGCAGGGGUGCCACUAAAUCUACCAAAGGUUAACCUUCCAAUACAAUUCAAAUCCACAAGCUAUGAAAUAUUGUCCGCCACACAGAAAUUUAAAGGGCAAGAGAAAAAUGCAGCGGAAUUUAGCUGCAGUAGAAGAUACAGUGCACCACCGAAUAAUGGUAAACACACGCGAACUUCAUCCAUUGAAAAUAAUAUAGGUUAUGAAACUGAAUCAAGCUCAUGCAAAAGCCAAUCAAAUAAAAUGCAUCCUUUACUUUAUGGAAGUGAUACUAGUCUUAGUCUCGAUACCAGCGGUUUCCAGCGUUGUUUACCACAGUGUAUGCGUUAUGUCUUCGCUGACCAAGAGGCCGAGCGUUUGUAUAGAGAAUAUUACCAAAAUGAAAAGAAGAACGACUUUAAACUGUGUUUAAUAUUGAUGUUCGUUACUGACUUGGUACUUUUGUGUUUGCACAGCUAUUCAUUUCGCAUUAAUCAUAUAGCUCACCUGAUUGUGCUUGUACUUGUGGCACUGGUAGAUGCAGGUACGUUUCUGAUGUGUAUCUCUAAUGACAUGCCCGAUUGGAUAUGGACGAUUAUUCCUUUUAUUGCUUGGUUUCUUCAAAUGGCUCAGGUAUUGUGUGACAUGUGGUUCUACGACAUUCCUAUUCUUCCUAGUGACUCAGUGCCAUGGGUUCUUCUGUAUACCUAUAUAAUUUACGUACUUUUUCCCGUGAGAAUACGUAUUUGCAUUACUCUCGGUGUCGUAAUGGCUUUCUUUCACGCUCUUCUUGUGAUAUCUGCACCCGGAAAAACAGAAUACCUUGGUAAUCAGAUAUGCGCCAAUUUAUUACUGUUCCUGUGUGUCAAUGUCUUGGGAAUCACAUCCUUCUUUUUUGCCGAAAGGCAGCAAAGACAGUCCUUCCUAGAAACUCGUCAAAGUCUCGAAGUGAAAUUAAUUUUAGAGGAAGAAUCCCAGGAACAGGAAAGACUGCUACUAUCUGUUCUCCCUCAACACUUAGCAGCUGAAAUUAGACAGGAUCUAGGAGCUGUGAUCACGGGUCAGUUUAAAAAGAUCUACAUGAGCCGUCAUGAAAACGUCAGCAUCUUAUUUGCCGAUAUUGUUGGAUUCACUGCGAUUUCUUCCACUUGCCCUGCAGCUGAACUUGUCAGGACUCUAAAUGAGUUGUUUGCUCGAUUUGAUAAUCUAGCAGAAAAAUAUCACCAGCUUCGCAUAAAGAUCCUAGGAGACUGCUACUACUGCAUCAGUGGCGCUCCCGAGGAGAGGCCCGACCAUGCGGUCCUUUGUGUCCACAUGGGGUUAAGCAUGGUGGAUGCUAUUAGGUCAGUAAGAGAAGAAACGAAAUCGACAGUAGACAUGAGAGUAGGGAUUCACACAGGUGGCGUCUUAGCUGGAGUGCUAGGUCAGCGCCAAUGGCAGUUUGACGUUUACAGUCGAGAUGUAGAGCUCGCCAAUAAAAUGGAGAGUGGCGGACUUCCUGGACGUGUACAUAUAUCAGAGAAGACCCUCAGCUUCUUGAACGAUGAGUUUGAUGUUAUUCCUGGUGAUGGAGCUUUCAGGGAAGAAACCAUAAGAUUAGCAGGAAUCAAGACAUACUUCAUUGUAGGAGUACUAAAACCUUAUCCUGCUGGAACAUUAGAUGACGCCCUCAACAAGAAUGGAAACCAAACGGCCAUCAAACAGGAAGAGACACACGAGACUCCCGAAGUUGGAAUUGACGUCAGUUCAUAUGAAGAAUAUAAGAUACGCCUCCAUAAAGAACUUCUGAGCAGAGAGAGUGAUAGAAACGUAUGGGAAAAUACACGUUUCUUCACAUUAAGGUUCAAAACCAUAGAACUGGAGAUCCAAUAUCGAGGUCGAAGAGCCACUACUAUAGCGGUGUCAAUGGCAGGCUUUCUUUUUGUACUUUUAUCAUGUGAUCUAGCCGAUCUCGUGCUAGUUCCUGGAACACUUGCUGCCCUCAAAACCACCAGUAGUGUAUGGGCACACUUGGGUAUACCUUUCAUUACAGUUUGUAUCGUGGUCGUCGUUGUAAUGAAGUGUUACAGGAUAUCCUUGCCAAAGAUUGAGUCCAUAUUUUUUCAAGCAGCUGAAUUAAAACCCUGGGUGAGAAUCUUCAUGCUUCUAGUUCUAGUUACAGUGUGGGUAUGUCUCCAAUCUCUGAAGACGAUACGGCGAAUCUUGACUUGGCCUGAGUUCUACCAGAACUAUUCAACGUUCGGGCUAGUAGAAUCCCCCCUUGAUCAGCAUGAUGGGUUCCCUCAGUACCUGAUCUACUACUGUAUAACGAUGUACCUAGGCCUAUCGAUGUUCACACACAUUACCCAUCUUAUCAAACUUGCUAUUACGGCCACCACUACAAUAGUAUGGUGUUCCCUUAGCAACCUACCACUGAGAGCUGCGUUUGAAUGGUAUGAAUUAUGGGCUUACGGUAGAAGACAGGCAAUUGGUCAUCACGUGUAUCUAACCGUUCUCUUGGUUACUAUCUCAACGGCGAUUGUAACCAUCAAUAGACAGCUCGAACUUACGUCCAGACGACUUUUUCUUUGGAAAAAGGCAGUAGAAGAGCAGAAAGAAAAAGUUGCAGACAUGCGCAGAAAAAACGAAGCUCUUGUGUAUAAUAUUCUUCCUCCUCAUGUUGCAAAGCACUUCUUAGGGCGAAAGAAAAAUUAUGAAGAGUUAUAUAGCAAGAGUUACAACUCAGUUGGAGUGCUAUUUGCUGCUAUGCCGAACUUCUCAGACUUCUACACGGAAGAAACGGUAAACAAGCAGGGGCUGGAAUGUCUUCGUUUCCUGAACGAAGUUAUAUCCGAUUAUGAUGCACUGCUUGAGCAACCACGAUUUAAAGAUAUAAUCAAAAUCAAGACAAUUGGGUCGACCUACAUGGCUGCGAGUGGACUCAACAGAGAAGAGUUUGUGAAGGAAAACUUUCGAGGGAAAGAGCAGUGGUGCCAUCUAGCGCAGUUGACCGACUUCGCUUUAACACUGAAAGAAACGCUGAACAACAUAAAUAGAGAAAGUUUCAACAACUUUGUUUUACGAAUGGGAAUCAACCAAGGACCUAUCACAGCAGGAGUAAUUGGUGCUAGGAAGCCACAUUAUGAUAUGUGGGGCAACACAGUCAACGUAGCUAGCCGAAUGGAAAGUACUGGAAAAGCGGGUUGCAUUCAGGUAGUUGAAGCUACAGCUAAGAUUCUUCAGGAUUUCGGGUAUCUUUUUGAGCAACGAGGUUUGGUAACUGUAAAAGGAAAAGGAAAACUGAUGACUUAUUACUUGAUUGGUAAAGAUCCACGAAAUAGAUCAUUAGAGGAUUAAAGUGAUGUACUUGAACUUUUCCGUCAAACGAAAGAACAGAGAAAACAAAUGAAUAAGAUAAAUGAUCAGCAACGAUUGGUAACUAAGAAAAAACAUGGCGUGUUCACUUGAUUAAGAGGGAAGAGUAGAAAGAUUGAAAAUCUUCUUUGUCCUUAAUAAAUCAUAUUGAAGAAUAAAAUGAGAAAGGUUGUCAUAUUUGAUUGAAUUACUUUUUCAUUUCAGAAACCAUUCUAAAGUUAACGUUAGAAUGUAUAUUAUUUAUUGCUCAGUGUAUUCGAAUUACUGUGUAUUCAUUAACUAGAGAAUUACUUUUCAAACAAACAAUUAAAAUGUCUGUGUAAGAUUAAUAAUUCUUAUUAAGUUGAAGAUAUAUAAUUAAGCAAAACAUCCAUCAGCACCACCCUGUGAUUACUUUGUUACACUAAGCCCAUGGAAGCAAUAAUUCUAAUAUACAGUCAACAUGCACGAUAAUUAAAUUUCCAUAGCCUAAAGUCACAGUACUUGUAUCUUUAAACUAAGUUUAUAUUUCUUUAUAUCUUUAUUUUAAAUUACUUAGCAUACUCAGUAUUAAGACAUAGAUUAAAAUAAAUGUAAGCACAUUUAAGAAUCUUUAGGGUAUUAAGAAUCUUUAGUACCGUGGGAUAAAAUAUACCUUUUGUAAAAAAUGGUGCUGAUGUUCUGUUAUUUUCGAACUUUAAUUAGAACUAACUAGUAACAACUUUUUAAUUUAAGUAUUAAGCACUUAUAAUCCAAAACAAAAAUAACGUUAGAUAUGAGGAUUCUGCGACGUCUAACCUUUUCAAUAAAUAAUAUAUUUAAUUUUGUUCUAAACCUUGUUUUUCAGGCAUCGUUUGAUGUACAUGUUAAACUAGCAUUAAAUAAAAGAAAUGAAUAAGCAUGGUGACACACACAUUGUAACAAUUCUGUAUUAAAGCUAUUAAAGAUAGUCAGAACAGCUUCUUGUAGGAUUGAAAACUUAAUGGACUGCAAGAGCCUCUUAAAUAAAAAGGGGACGACGAUUCAGUUUCUCUACUGAUACCUAAGUAUAGAAGCCAAAACGUCGUCCCCUUUUUAUUCAACAAGCAUUUUCAAUCCAUUAACGUUUUCAAACCUACUAUGUCUACUCUGCUCAAAGUUCCACUGAAAUAAAUUAUUGUUAGUUUGUUAAUUUUCUGCACAAAUACUCUGAAACAAUAUUAGAGUUUAAAAACAUUAACAAUGCCAGAAUUUCAGAAUAAUCAUACAAAGUAAUAAAAUAAUAAUUAUUUUUCUUAAUGUCAACUCUGUACAUUUACAAUUAUUCACAUAAAAAUA